Molecule: messenger RNA, 840 nt
Organism: Aspergillus udagawae
Lineage: Eukaryota; Fungi; Ascomycota; Eurotiomycetes; Eurotiales; Aspergillaceae
Product: SDR family oxidoreductase
Exons: 3
Coding region: 1-840 (279 amino acids)
Biological process (GO): triglyceride catabolic process; phosphatidic acid biosynthetic process
Cellular component (GO): endoplasmic reticulum; lipid droplet
Molecular function (GO): acylglycerone-phosphate reductase (NADP+) activity; triacylglycerol lipase activity
Source: RefSeq, a predicted model, not a curated record
AUGCCCCGUUGCGCCCUCGUCACUGGCUGCAGCGCCGGUGGUAUCGGCUCGGCCCUGGUGGAGGAACUCCAGGCCCAAGGUCUGAGGGUCUAUGCGACCGCCCGCUCCCCAGCCAAGAUGAACCAUCUUGCUAAACUUCCCAACGUUACUCUUGUUACCCUCGACAUUGUCGACCCGGCCAGCAUUGCCGCUGCCGUCAAUACCGUUCGACAGGAUUUGUCUUUGCACGGUGACUCCCUCGACAUCCUCAUCAACAACGCCGGCCAAUCCCUCGUCUAUCCCGCGCUGGACACCUCGAUCGACGAGGCCAAGCGUCUUUUUGAUGUCAAUUUCUGGGGUGUCCUCGCUGUCACCCAGGCUUUCAUGCCGUUGCUGCAGGCUGCCGAGAAUGGCAGUACCCUCGUGAAUGUCUGCUCUAUCUCGGGCUUCUUGUACGCCCCCUGGAUGAGUGUCUACAACGCUUCAAAGGCCGCUCUGAUGUCUUGGAGCGAGACUCUCCGGUUGGAAGUAGAGCCCUUUAAUAUCCGGGUUAUCUCUCUAGUCACUGGCUCUGUCGCCACAAAUGUCAUGUCGCAUUCGAGCCUGACCCUGCCCGAAAACUCUCUUUACCAAAAGGCGCUCCCGGAGAUUCAGACACGCGGUGUCGGGAUGGAUGUCUCAAAUAAGAGCGCGCCGGCAGACUUUGCUCGCGAGGUUGUUAAGGAUAUCCUGGGCGGAGCCUCAGGACCUGUGUGGCGUGGAGCUAUGGCUUCCAUGGUGAAGCUCAUGUCCAAGUACAUGCCAACAGGUAUUUUAGACCGAGCAAUGAAGGGGGGAACUGGGCUGGACAAGCUGCCUUGA